Molecule: messenger RNA, 588 nt
Organism: Penicillium odoratum
Lineage: Eukaryota; Fungi; Ascomycota; Eurotiomycetes; Eurotiales; Aspergillaceae
Product: cytochrome b561 domain-containing protein
Exons: 1
Coding region: 1-588 (195 amino acids)
Source: RefSeq, a predicted model, not a curated record
AUGCUGAUUGCCCAUGGCUUCCUCAUGUCUUUCCCUUUCGUCAUCUUCUUACCUUUCUUUGUGAUCAUCGUCCCUAUCCCGAGUAUUCGGAUAUCCGUAAUCAAGGUCCACGCCCCUUUGCAGCUAUUCACCCUCGCUAUUGUUGUUGCUGGCCUGGGGCUUGGAAUCAAGCUAGGAGUCAGCGGCUGUCUGAUGAAAAAUGCGCACCCUAUCAUUGGCCUCGUUGUUGUGGGGCUGUUAAUCCUGUUUCAGCCUGCAUUGGGUCUACUGCAACACCUCCAUUUCAAGCGAACGGGAGGCAAAGGCAUCUUUGCCCACAUACACCGCUGGCUAGGCCGCUUCUUUAUAAUCCUAGGAAUAGUUAACGGUGGCCUCGGCUUCGGUUUAUCGGGUGUAGGCCAGCCAGGGACUCCAAGAGGAGCCAUGAUUGCAUACUCAGUCAUUGCGGGAGUUCUGGGAUCGGUGUAUAUCGGGGUAUUGGUGCUGCUGGCUAUACGUGGGAAGCAAGACUUACAUCAUGAGAGGAAUGCUUCAGAUGCAAUUCUCGGAGAUGAAGUCAAAAUUGCCACUGAUCCAGCGAUUACAUAA